Funneliformis mosseae is the source of this 576-nucleotide messenger RNA. NCBI's taxonomy places the organism in Eukaryota, Fungi, Glomeromycota, Glomeromycetes, Glomerales, Glomeraceae. The record is from the annotation of a GenBank genome assembly.
AUGCAAACAAUAAAGUGUGUAGUCGUUGGUGAUGGUGCUGUUGGCAAGACGUGUCUUCUAAUCUCAUAUACAACCAACAAAUUUCCUUCUGAAUAUGUCCCUACAGUUUUCGAUAAUUAUGCGGUAACAGUUAUGAUCGGUGAUGAGCCAUAUACAUUGGGGCUGUUUGACACAGCUGGUCAAGAAGAUUAUGACCGGCUUCGACCCUUAUCUUACCCCCAAACGGAUGUUUUUCUUGUUUGUUUUUCUGUAACCUCACCAGCUUCCUUUGAAAACGUUAAAGAGAAGUGGUUCCCCGAAGUUCACCAUCAUUGCCCUGGAGUUCCAUGUUUGAUUGUAGGUACGCAAAUAGAUUUGCGUGAUGAUCCUAGUGUAGUUGAAAAAUUAUCGAGACAAAAAAUGAGACCAGUAACAGUAGAAGCAGGGGAAAGACUUGCUAAAGAAAUUGGAGCGGUCAAAUAUGUUGAAUGCUCAGCUUUGACGCAAAAGGGUUUGAAGAAUGUUUUUGAUGAAGCAAUUGUUGCGGCUUUGGAACCACCGGUCACUAAGAAACCUCGCAAAUGCUUGGUUCUGUAG